AUGACGCUCUACCGCAAUCCCACGUGAAAUCUCGGCCCGCGGCGAUUGUCAGAUUCCUUCCAUUUCUUUGUUCUCCUCUCUUCGCCGAUGCCGUUUACAACUGCCCAAAUACUAUAAAUGAAACAAAACAAUAAAAGGUAAGCGGCCAAUUGAACUGCAAAAGACGGCAUCAAAAAAGGAAAAAGAAAGAGAGAUAGGAGAGAGGGAGAAGGACAGCGUCUGAUUGAUAAUUGAUAGCCCGGUGAUUCGGAAUGCCAAAAAAGGCAAAAAGGGAGUGGUCUGGUCUCUUCAUCUCGCAUUCAUUGCGCUUCUGCCCCAUCUGAAACGACAACGACGUCUUUCUGUCCCGGAGAUGAAUUCCGAGACGCUUCCCAAAUUAAAUUCGUUUCUUCCUCUUUCUCCGGCUCCCAAAAACAAAUGUUCUGUUGCUGCUCUCCGAUUCUUUGCCCCUCCUAACAUCUGGUUCUGAUUUCUCUGCGUCUCUCUUCUUCUCACUCUCUCUCCGUUUGGAUUCGCCAUCCCAGCUCGCCAGAUUCGCCUUCUUUUCUGUUACAAAUGACGAUGAUGCUCCCGCUUUCCGUUUUGCUCUUUUUUGCCUUUUCCUGGUGAGAAUGCACUCCGCCACCGUAUCCAUCGCAUUUAUAUUUCUUUCAGACCGUUGGAGCCGGCAAGGAAUGCGAAUUCGCAAUGCGGCUCGUGCCCGGUUUCAACCCUCUUCAUCAGAAAGAUUCGAACGGAAAAGAGUGCCGUGGAAAUGUGGAACUUCCGUUCUGCAAAGGAUACUGUAAGACAAGCGAGAGCGGAACGCACGGCUUCCCUCCGCGGAUCCAGAACAGCCGAGUGUGCACUCUCGUGGUCACUUCGCACCGCAAAGUGAUGCUCAGCGAUUGUGACGAAGGCGCGGCCGAGAGCGUCAAAUUUGUGAUGGUCCCGCAUGGCUCGGAGUGCGAGUGCUCUUCGGUUCCACUUGAGCAGCAUCACACAUGA
This is a messenger RNA of Caenorhabditis sp. 36 PRJEB53466, 987 nucleotides long. NCBI's taxonomy places the organism in Eukaryota, Metazoa, Nematoda, Chromadorea, Rhabditida, Rhabditidae. The record is from the annotation of a GenBank genome assembly.